Molecule: messenger RNA, 1446 nt
Organism: Pyricularia pennisetigena
Lineage: Eukaryota; Fungi; Ascomycota; Sordariomycetes; Magnaporthales; Pyriculariaceae
Exons: 2
Coding region: 1-1446 (481 amino acids)
Source: RefSeq, a predicted model, not a curated record
AUGCGACACCUACCACUGGCCGCAGCACUGACCGCGCUACUGCUGCAAUCAAUCCCAGCCGUCGUCGCUGCUGACGAGCCUCAAAAAGACGACCCCGCAACAUGCUCAAAUGUCACCAUCUCCAGUGCAGGUGACGCUCGCCACAUCGCGAGGUCAUGCACCACCAUCUUCGGCGAUCUGCACCUGUCGCCGGACCUCAACGAAACCAUUACCCUGAAUGGCAUCGAAAAGGUCACCGGCAGCGUCCUCUACAAGGGUCGCUGCCAAUUUGACGGAUACACAGAUCUGCCGACCCGGAGCUCAGCCGAUCAAUGCGGGAACAUACCCGAGCCAUUCUCGCUCCGGAGCACGUCGCUGCGUGCAGUUGAAGGCAACUUUACCAUCAACACGUGGCUCGGUCUAAGCAACAUCGAAAUGCCACGCCUGCAGCGAGUCAUGGGAGAGUUCAACCUGCGGAGCCUCAUGAACCUGACCCAGCUCGACGUCACCCGCCUGGCGCGCGUCGGUGACUUCAACCUCGAGGCCCCCCUGCUGCGGGACUUCAAGCACGACGGCCUGGAGGGCUUCACCAAGGCGACGGCGAACCUCACCGUGCGGUCCGCGGACCUCGAGUCGCUAGACAGCCUGUUGAGGCCGCGCACCAAGCCAGUCGACAAGUGGCCCGAGACCGACGACUGGCCGCUCUUCCGCACACCGCAAUCGGUCGCACUCUACACCGAGGACAUGUCCAGGCUGGCCAGCAUGACCAUCGCGUGGCCAAAGCUCACAACGCUAUCCAUUAACCCGAAUUUCGUCAACGAGACGGUGCUCAGGGACGGGGUGGCCCCGCGCCUCACCCUCGGCUCGUCGGAGGGGAAUUCGACAACCAUGUCGAUCCAGGAUUUGGUUAUCCAGGGCGUUCAGUCGUUUGAGCUGCACUCCUCGUUGACGGGGGGAUUGGUGGAUGGGCGCAAGUUUCAGCUGGCGUGGACAAACAUCCAGGGCAACUUCAAGGUUCCAUUCAGCAACUUGACCAUCCUGGACGUGUUUGGCAACGACAAGAUGGAGUCAGUCGAGCUGCCCUCGUCCGAGGGUAUGGUGCGCUAUCUCGACGAGCUGCAGCUGUCCGGCAAGGGGUUGUUGGUAGACAGUCUCGUCUGGCCCAAGGAUAAUAUGUCGGCGGUGAAGCUGACGGGAAAGAUACAAAGGGCUGCAUUCGACCCAUUCCUGCAAGACAGGAAUCCGGACGACGUCAACUCGACGACCAGACCUCUGGUGAAGGACUUUGCCGUCACGGGACACGCCGGGUCCAAUUUCAGCUGUGAGCCGUUCGACAGGCUGAAGGAGCAGAAAGUCAUUACGGGCGAGUACAGUUGCUCAAUUCAAAGCGCCGCCGCGCGGUCGGUGUCGGUGACCUUCUCGACGGCGGCGGCGCUUGCGACAGUCAUGUUUCUGCUGCUGAGCUGA